Paramecium tetraurelia is the source of this 2502-nucleotide messenger RNA. RefSeq lists its product as uncharacterized. Gene Ontology annotation, cellular component: axoneme. Gene Ontology annotation, biological process: regulation of cytoskeleton organization. The record is from RefSeq and is a predicted model, not a curated record. NCBI's taxonomy places the organism in Eukaryota, Ciliophora, Oligohymenophorea, Peniculida, Parameciidae. The transcript has 4 exons. Gene Ontology annotation, molecular function: microtubule binding.
AUGAUUGAACCACCUUAAGGUCCUAUUCCAAGAGAAGUAGCCAAAUGGUUAGAUUCAUUAGACUUGGCCUAUUAAGUUCGUAAUUUCAGGAGAGAUUUGGCUAAUGGUUUCAUCGUGGCUGAAAUAUUAUCGAGGUAUUACCCCAAAGAAGUUAAUAUCUACACUGUAUAUAACGAAUAAAACUUGGAUAAAAAGCGUGAUAAUUGGGAAUAGAUUUCAAAGCUAUUGAAGAAGAAAGAACUUCAAGUUCCACAAGAAGAAUAUGAACCCAUCUUUCAUUAAGCGCCAGAUGCAGCAUAAGCCUUCCUCUUUAAACUCUAUGAAUUCCUAACUAAAAAGAAAAUAGGCACCAUUUAUCCAGAUAAGGACAACAGAGACAUGAAAAAGCAAGUUAAACAACAAGCGACAUUGCAAAGACCAAAGCCACUCACAGUCUAACCAACAUAUGCAAGACCAACUGCAAAUACAAUUAUCAAAGACAGGGAAAUCACCAGAGUUGUUGAUGAAAAUGAAAGGAAAGUGUUAACUAAAUAAGCUAUUCAAGAACAUGUUGAGAAAGUCAGAAAUGAUAAAAAAGAUGAUAACAUCAUUGAGUAUCUGAUUUUAAAAAGAAAAAAGUAAAUUGAGGAGGAGAUCAAAAAACAAGAGGAAGAAUUACUAAAAAAAUAAAUGAAAUUUAAUAAGAAACUUGUUAACUUAGAUUAAUCGAUCUCAUAAACUGGUCAAGAUGUCAAAGAAAUACAAAUCAAUUGUUAUCAUAGCAGUACAAGCAAAAAAGCAAAGGAAUAACAAGGUUAAUUGCUAGAGACCAAAGGUGUUAUUGAUUUCCUACAUGAAGCAUGUGCUUCCUUAUUCAAAAAAGAUCCCAUAAAGAAGGACAUCUAAGAUUUAAAGCUUGAACCCAAAGAAUCCUAAUAAAAUAAUGGUUUUCAAGUCAGUAAUCAGAAUGUUCAAUAUACAGCUGUCAUCUAAUAGCUGUUCUUAAGAUGUGAUGAAGUCUAAAAAAAGUCGUUGAAACUUCUACUAACCCAAUUCAUAGACGUUCACUCACAAUUAAUCCUUGAAUAAGUUCAGAGUAAUUUUAUAGAUUUUAAACGAUUCUUUCAAAUAUUCCUCAGACCUAUCCAAGUUUUGAAACCCACAUCGAAAACAUAUCAAUACAUUCUGGAGUUAAUUAGGUUUAUAGGUUCGAAACUUGUAGAAAUAGAUCCAAAUGAUACACAAAUGAUGUUUGAAAGCAUUUUAUUGGAUUAGCUAUUGUAAAUUGCAUUGCGAAACCCAAAGAAGAGGGAAGAUAUUGUUCAACUCUUUUUUGUAUUCACGCCCAUAAAUUGUGUGAAUAGAACACAAUUACUCAAAAGUAUCAAAAGUAAGUUAUCGACUGAUCUUAAUGCAUUUACUCUCAUAUUAAGUAUUUUGAUAUAAUCUGAUUACCCCAGUCAAGAUGAAGAAUUGUAUAGGUUCUUUCUCAAUUAUGCAUUUAAUUCCUUAGAUUCACCCUCUCCUCUUACAAGGGCUAAUGGGUUGAGAAUUAUCAAUCAGAUCUCUAGUUGGGAUUACUUUCCUGUCCUUUAAAAGAUCAGUAGAAUUCAAAGACUGAUGAAUGAUUCUUGGUGGGAAGUUCGAGCUCAAGGUAUGUGCAUAUGUGCUGAUUUGUUAUUGUAAAUUGCUUAGAAUUCCAAUCGAAGUAUGGAUGAAUAAGAAAUCACAAUAGACUUUGAGUAAUCUAAGCAAUUGUUGUUGGAUUUAAUUUAUUAAGUUUUUGUUGUUUCUACCACUCCAAAUGUAAUUAGAAUUGGAUUGAUUUACCUUGCUCCAGUUUUGUAGAUGUAUUCAGAAUUGUGUCCUCGAUACUUGGAGAUCCUGUUAUCAGUUGAUUCCGAAAUCAGAAUUUCAGUUUUAAAUACACAAGAAACGUUGAUUCAACAAGUAGUCAAUGGUUGCAACUCAUUUCGAUACAAGAUAACCGGAGCCCCCAUUGAUUGGAACAGUGUUGGUAUUGCAUAAGCUAUGGAUGUCUAUGUUAAGGAAAAGGAAUUACAAUUCUUUAAGCAUGAACAUUUAGAAAUUAUCUAUGGAUGUCUACACAAACAACUAUUGGAAUCAGAUGGUGAAAUCUGGCUUAAAAUAUUUGAGAAUACCAAAAGGCUUUUGUUUCUGGCUUUGUCCAAUGAAGAUUUGUGUUCAUUAGCCCAGGUGAUCUUGCAAAAAUUCUUUAUGUUUUAAACCAUUCAAUAAUAAGUUUUGGACAAUUCCAAUGAAAUAUUUUAAAAGAUGCUUUAAUUGAUUUAUCAUCCAGAUGUGCAUUUGAAAUGUAAAGAAAACUUGUUGGAGUUCUUCACAUUUUUACAAUAGCAAGGGUUCUAAAAUUAUUGUUAUAAUAUUAUUAAACAAUUUUCUGAAAAGCAUAAGAACAUGUUCUUAAAUAGUAAUUUGGUCGAAUUCAUGAAUGGUUUAGCUAAAGAAAAAAGAAGGGAAAUAAUGGGCGAUGAAAAUUAUUGA